Molecule: messenger RNA, 774 nt
Organism: Neoarius graeffei (lesser salmon catfish)
Lineage: Eukaryota; Metazoa; Chordata; Actinopteri; Siluriformes; Ariidae
Gene: anapc16
Product: anaphase promoting complex subunit 16
Exons: 4
Coding region: 141-470 (109 amino acids)
Biological process (GO): protein ubiquitination
Cellular component (GO): cytosol; kinetochore; anaphase-promoting complex
Source: RefSeq, a predicted model, not a curated record
GUAUUUAGCUUUGCCGCUCUUCCGAAGCACUAGAUGGCGCUAUGAUGUGCAAGAGCGUAUGUAGUAUACCAAAAGCAGCACCAGAACGAGGAUAUAAACAGCGAAAAGCUGCCUCGUGUUGAUCCAGCACUCCAGGCCAAAUGGCAGCAGCUUCUUCAUCAUCCUCUUCUGCUGGAGGGGUUAGCGGAAGCUCCGUUACUGGAUCUGGCUUCAGUGCAUCAGAGCUCAUUCCCCCUAGAAAAGUCCUCUACACAUACCCUAAAGGAGCUGGGGAGAUGAUGGAAGAUGGCUCAGACAGAUUUCUGUGUGAAUCAGUCUUCAGUUAUCAAGUGGCAUCGACUCUAAAGCAGGUGAAGCAUGAUCAGCAGGUAUCACGUAUGGAAAAGUUGGCCAGCCUGGUAGAGGAGCUGGAGGCAGAUGAGUGGAAAUAUAAGCCGAUUGAACAGCUAUUGGGUUUCACAACUUCAUAGCUAACCACUUGCUGCUCAUAUUAAUUCAUGAAUUGCAAUAAAGUUUUGUUUCUUAUUUUUUUAAUGUUUGAACCAGAACGGAAACAUAUUUUCAUGUAAUUUAUUUAUGCACAUUUCCCUGCAGACUUGGGUAAAUGUCCAAAAUGGUUUCAUUGAUGUUACAAAUUAUGUCAUAGCAGACUAAUCACGUGUACCCAAAAUUUCAGACUUUUUAUAUGUUUUGUUUUUAAAGUUUGUUUUUUUUGUGGAAUAAAAGUGCCAUAAUCUGUGAGAUUAAAACGUUUGAAGAAUAUCAGUUCAAAAA